Molecule: messenger RNA, 195 nt
Organism: Capronia coronata CBS 617.96
Lineage: Eukaryota; Fungi; Ascomycota; Eurotiomycetes; Chaetothyriales; Herpotrichiellaceae
Exons: 1
Coding region: 1-195 (64 amino acids)
Source: RefSeq, a predicted model, not a curated record
AUGCCUCACUAUCACAGCUCCUCUGGCUCCAGCAGCGGCGCAGAGAGAGUAUACCACGACUCACGGCGAGAGGAACGCAACCGCAAAGACCCUCGACCGGCACCAAAGCGUGAAGUUGUCAUCAUCCACCACCACACUACCACUCGAGAUGAUCCUGUACGCACAUCUGGCAUGGCCUCCAACAGGUGGAAGUGA